Calliphora vicina (urban bluebottle blowfly) is the source of this 1374-nucleotide messenger RNA. RefSeq lists its product as uncharacterized. The coding region runs from base 115 to 1338 and encodes 407 amino acids. The record is from RefSeq and is a predicted model, not a curated record. NCBI's taxonomy places the organism in Eukaryota, Metazoa, Arthropoda, Insecta, Diptera, Calliphoridae. The transcript has 2 exons.
UACUUGUUUUCAGUCGUUGAUUAAAGGCUUAACUGAAAACACACAGUAAUGAGAAACGGUCUCUCAACAAGCAUUAAAUAAAUUUUUGCACACUUUUUAAGCAACUCAUACAAUAUGGCUAAUACAGAUAUACCAGCUUGGAUUGAGGUCAAGUUAUUUGAAAACGUUUUACGUGAAACCGUAAAAGAUUUUCAAGAAAUAAAAGAAUUUAAAGUUUUUCCCGCCUUGGCUCCCGGUGAAAAUUAUGCCACUGUCAUGCUUAAAGUACAAACCGAUGUUCUUCUUACAAAUGGUUGUCAACAUCGUCAAACAUUUAUGUUGAAAGUGGCCCAUGAUACAGAACUGUAUCGCAAUGAAAUGGCCAAAUGGGAAAUGUUUAUCUCAGAGUCUGGUAUGUAUCGUGAAAUUAAACCGGAAUUUGAAAAACUCUAUGCUGAUGCCGGUCUAGAUGUACAGUUUGGCGCCAAAGGUUAUAAGCUACCAGUCGAUAUGGAAUAUAUUUUGUUGGAAGAUUUAUCGAUGAGAGGUUUCAGAAAUGCCAAUAGACAAGAUUGCCUAGAUAUGGAUCAUUGUAAGGCCGUAUUAAAGAAAAUAGCCCAAUUCCAUGCUGCCUCCGCCGUAAGAGUUGAACAAAAGGGCAUGUUUGAAAAGCCCUAUUUAUGUGGAUUUUUAAUGGAGGAAAGCAAAAAUUUCAUGAAAACCAUGUUCGAUAGCUCUACACCACAUCUAAUGAGAACUGUAGAAAAGUUAGAAAAUCAUCAUGAACAUCACGAACAAUUAAAAUAUGUAUCAAACCAUGUAACCGAUAUCAUGUUCGAACAGUGUCUAGUAGAUGAAAGUGAAUUUAAUGUUUUAAAUCAUGGUGACUGUUGGGCCAACAAUAUAAUGUUUCAAUAUGACACAGAUGGAAAGUUAAAGGAAACCUAUUUGGUGGAUUUACAAAUGCCACGUUAUGGUUCUCCAGCCCAAGAUCUUAUGUAUUUUAUAAUGUCGUCGGCUCACAUAGAUAUAAAAGUUCAGCAAUUUGAUUACAUGAUAAAGUAUUAUUACGAUAAUUUAAUUCAUCAUCUACAAUUAUUAAAAUACACAAAACCUCUGCCCAAAUUACGUGAUAUACACACAGCUUUAAUUAAGUAUGGAAUAUGGGGUUUUGUCACUGUUACAACUGUUAUGGGUGCAGUUUUAUGCGAUCCUACCGAUACAGCUAAUCUGGAUAAUUUUGUAGGAGAUUCAGCAGAGGGUGAUAAAUUUAAGGAAAUUUUGUUUUCAAAUAAUCGUUAUGUUCAGCAUUUGAAAGUUGUGUUGCCAUGGUUGUGUUACAGAGGAGCUUUUCAAUAAUGAAUAAUAAAAAAAUGAGUUUAUAAACAAAAAGUA